Molecule: messenger RNA, 4302 nt
Organism: Eimeria maxima
Lineage: Eukaryota; Apicomplexa; Conoidasida; Eucoccidiorida; Eimeriidae
Exons: 2
Coding region: 1-4302 (1433 amino acids)
Biological process (GO): double-strand break repair via homologous recombination; error-prone translesion synthesis
Cellular component (GO): zeta DNA polymerase complex; nucleus
Molecular function (GO): DNA-directed DNA polymerase activity
Source: RefSeq, a predicted model, not a curated record
AUGAGAGAAAGAACAAAUUAUCUGCCUUAUGCCUUCGUAGAACUCUCUUCCUUACAGGCGGCUUAUGAACUUGUACAGUAUAAAAGAGCUGCUCUUGUUAUAGGGGAACAAGAGCUUAAGGUACAGUUUAAGAAAAUAGGUCUUGCAUGCUCCCAUCCUGGUUCUUCUUCCCGUAACGGGAAUUCAGCAGGAUCAGCAGCAAAUGCAGCGGGAGGAGCAGCAAAUAAUGGUCUUGAUGACCAAGAUACUGCUUCCUCCAGAUCUACUGUCUCCCUCAUGGCUCCCUUUACCCCUACAGGACAGUCUGUUAAAGAUGUUUGUCGUCUUGUCGCUAGAAAACUAUCCAGGGACUUUGGCAUACCUAUGCCGCCACCCCCACCCCUCUAUGGAACAGCAGCAGGAGCUGGAGCAGCAGGAACACCAACAGGAGCAGCAGGAGGAACAGCAGGAGGAACAGCAGGAGCAGCAGCAGCAGGAGGAACAGCAGACCAGCAGGAGGUUUUUGCGCUCCUUGCCCAUGGAAAUGCCCCUCCAGCAACCCAAGGGACAGCACCAGCAGCUGCUACUGCUGCGGCAAACAAUCGAGGAACAACCGCUGCAUGCGCUCAGGGGACAGCUGCAGCCGGGGAUGCAGCUGUCUCUAAGCAACAAAGGGGAUCAGCAAUGCAACAAGAGAAGUUGCCUUCCAUUUCUUUGCCGUUAAUGCAACCCCACACAAGAGACACACAAGCAGCAAGUGUCUCCACAAGGGACACUAUAAAGACACUAGGAGACACCUUGCAGCCCUUUACCCCCCAGGCACUUCCCACAAACCCCACAACAGCAGCUAAUCCGCAUGCAGGCCUCCAUACACUCGACCACUUGCACCCUCUUCACCAACAACAGCAGCAGCAGCAGGAGAGGACGCUGUUACAACGUGCUGUGGGAGCACCUACAAAUGGCCUGCUGCCCUUUGAAAGACACGUCGAUCUCCUUGCACACGAAAGGAGUCUCCUUAUGGAAACAGAGACGGGGGGAGACAGUACUAGCAAACUGCAGCAGUUUAGGGGGAGCGAAGCGAGGCCCCACUGUGGGGACAGCCCCUCCACCUUGCCUCUGCAGCAGCAGCUGCAGCAACAGUUGCAACAGCAGCAGCUUCAGCACCAGCAGCUGCAGCAGCAUGCGAACAGAGGGUUUAGCAACGACGAGGGAGCAGCGGAAGCAGCGUCUCUCUUUGUCUUGCAGACACUAGGAAGGCAUUCAGCAGCAACAGCAGCAACGUGCGGAGACGGCGGCGACAGCAAACGGCCACUUCUUGAGUGUCUUGAGGGGCAGGACGGGGUGGGAGCAAAGAAGGUAAGGGAGGGGGAGACACCUGAGGAAGGGACAGUACAAGGAGAGGCACCUCCCGAUCCCUUCGAUCCCCUUCUUGACGAUCCCAGACCCCACAGUAUCCCCUCCUUAGGAGGCCCUCAUCUCCUUAGCAGCAGCACUGGAGGAGACCCUGACCGUCCCCCGUUGCUGACUGUCCCCUCAUUUAUGGAGAAGGCACCGGGAGCAUCAGCAGCAAGUGCAGCGCCAGCAGUAGCUGCUGCAGAUGCAGGUGCUGUUGGAGCUAGUGCUGCUGCACCUGCAGCUGCUCUGCGGGAUCCUUGGGCAAACCUAGUGGGUCCUCAAGGAGGAGGAGGAGACAGCUGCAGCACGCCGCCGUUAAGGGGGCAGCAAGGAGACAGCAGCAGCACACUUACUGCUACCCCUGCAACAUCUCUAUCGGGUAGCCUUGCUUGUGACUGUCUACCUUCUCCUUCUGUCUCUAACAGCAUCAGUGUCCCUUUUGCAGCAAAGGAGACAGAAGAAUCUCCUAGUCCCUCAGGGGAAGGAGAGGGGACAGCAGCAGCACAAGGGGGGCCUCCCCUAAUAAACGGAGGGGGGGCCCCCAAGUGCUGCCCAAAGCAGCAGCAAACCCUCAAUGCCUUUCUGCCUACGGCUGUAGCACUGCAGCAACAGGAAAGGGACAACAUGAGGAGACACUUUAUAGAAGAGGAGACAGAGAGGAGCAGCAAAGGCAGCAAAAAUAAAUCUGCCCUCUUAAGCCCUCCCCCCCAACAGCAACAGCAACAGCAGCUGUUGUACACCGCUAGCCCUAUACUACGGGGGCCCCUAAAUACCCCUCUCCCACCAGAAAACGGGGCCCCCCCACCUCCUUGUCUGAUGUCUCCUCCUCCUCCCCCUCCUCCCCCUUCCCUCCCUCUAUCGCGGCAAUGCAGAGAGACACCAAAGAAUUGUCAGCUGCAACGUCGCAGCCGCAUGCAGCCCCAAAACCCCACAGCUUCUUACUUUGAAGUUGAUGUCUCCGUGCUGCUGCGGCCUGUCUCCGAUUACUUGGCGGGGGCUCCUGCUGCAGUUGCUGCUGCAGGCCCUAGGGACUUAAAGAUUAUGGCAGGAGAGGGGGAGAAAGGAGACAGUGGAUAUAACACCUGCAGUGCCUCAUCUAAUGAGGAACUGUCUCCUCCCUUGGCAUUCUCCCGUAGAGCACACCAAAUGGGUCUCCCUUGUCUAUGGAGGGGCCUUAAGAAGGAAGCAGCACCAACAGGAAAAGAUGAUCCUCAGGGCCCCCCAAAUCCAGCAGAAGAACUUGCUGCUGCUGCUUCUGUUGCUGCUACUGCUGCAGCAAACCCGCCAACCGCAGCACCUGCUUCCUCUCCGUCUCUUACACGCACAAUUGGCAGCAAACUCAAGGGGCCCCCUGCCCCCCCACAGCAACAAUCACCUGUCUCUAAACCCUCUCUCCCUGCUGUCUCCUCAGGUCUGUUGCAGUUCAAUGCCCUUCGCUGGGGGCGCAGCAACAUCUUCGAGUCCCCCUCUGGGGAUCCGACCCCAGCGGGGACACCACCAGGCCUUGCUGCUGCUGUGGGUCAAGCUUGGGGGGAGACUGCAGCUGUUGCUCCGCAGGAAUGGACACUGUCUCCUGCAGGAGGGCUACAGGGAAGCAGCAAACUUGGGACAGAAACAACAGAUGCCGCUGCUGCUGUCUCCUACAACGGCUCCACCUUAGGCUCGCAAGUGACUGAGGGCGCUGAGGAGAGCGGUGAGCCGUCUUCGACUAUGUUCCACUGCACCGGCAGCAGCAACAGCAGCAACUGCAGAACCAACAGAAGUAGCCGCUGCAGCAACAGCCGGAGCAGCACACAUUCCAGCAAAGCAAGCCCCCAGCCAGCGGGCAUAUGGGGUGCUUCGCUUGCGUGUACAUUGAGGCGCCCAAGGAGCAGCAGCACCAACAGCAGCAGCAGCAGCAACAGCAGCAGCGGUAACAGCAACAGCAUUAACAGCAGCAUUUCCUUGCAGAACGUCGCAGGGUCUUGUACCCCUCGCCGCUCCUUAUCUGUCGUCUCCAAGGGACGGAGGGCCUUUAGCAGUGGGUCUAGGGUGACAGAAACUGCCAGUCAACAAAAGCAGCUCACCAGAAACACAAGCAGCAGCAGCAGCAGCCGCUUGCGUGGGCGUUCUCCAGGAGCCCCCCCCUCCUGGCUAACAAAAACUCAAUCAGCGAACACCCGUAAUUUCUUGCAUAUCCGGGGCGUGCAUAGCACUGCUGAGAAGCAGCCGCAGCAGCAGCGGCAACAGCAGCAGCAACAACAGCAACAGAAGCAUCAAAAACAGCAGGAGAACACCUCGGCCCAACCUCUUCAAGCUGAAGAAGUAUCGCUGCUCCCACUUCACCGACGCGGCUCUAAAGAGCAGCGGCAGCAUCAGCAACAGCAGAAGAAACAACAGGAGGAACAGCAGCAGCAGCGCCAACAGCUACUGGAAGAACCAGAACUGUUCCCUUACGAAGCUGACUCACUGGCUGACGAUAUGGAAAUGAGGACAGGAGCCCCCAGUGACUUGAAGAGUAAGCUGCAGCAGCAACAGCAGCAGCAGCAGGAAGACAGUUUUAGAGAAGAGACUGUUCAGGGUGCAGCAGCAAGCAGCAGCAGCAGCAGCUUCGUUUCUUCUGCCCCUGUCAAGGCCGCAGUCCCUUCAACUGUCUCCGACCCCACAGUGGCCCUUCUCCUAGCGCAAAUUGAAGACAUCACGAAGCAGCUGCCUCCUCGAAUAAUUGACGCCUUCUGGGCAUCUCUUGCGAACGCCCGCGCCAGCGUCACAGCAGCAGAAGCAGCAGCAGAUCACCCUUCAGGAGCAGCAGCAGCAGGAGCAGCAGAAGACGUGACACCAGCAGCAACCACCACCACAACAGCACCAGCAGCCACAGACAGCCCCACAGGAUGGGGCCCUCCGCCUUCUUCGCCCGGCUGUGGGGCCCUUGGCCCUGCAGAAGGCUAA